Messenger RNA from Microstroma glucosiphilum, 890 nucleotides. Its product is annotated as 13 kDa ribonucleo protein-associated protein. Gene Ontology annotation, cellular component: small-subunit processome; U4/U6 x U5 tri-snRNP complex; box C/D methylation guide snoRNP complex. The transcript is spliced from 3 exons. The coding region runs from base 119 to 499 and encodes 126 amino acids. Gene Ontology annotation, molecular function: RNA binding. Lineage: Eukaryota; Fungi; Basidiomycota; Exobasidiomycetes; Microstromatales; Microstromataceae. Gene Ontology annotation, biological process: maturation of SSU-rRNA; ribosome biogenesis; mRNA splicing, via spliceosome. The record is from RefSeq and is a predicted model, not a curated record.
CUAACGCUCAGCAUCCCAUCUUCGUUUGACCCGUGAUCCUAGUCGUGAGGUCUACCUUUUCAGAAAAAGACCAGCCCACCAACCACCUUGCAUCCAGCCUCGCAUCUCGUCAAGCACAAUGUCCGCUCCCAACCCGAAGGCCUUUCCCCUCGCCGAUGCUGCGCUCACCAACCAGAUCUUGGACCUGGUGCAGCAGGCUAGCCACUACAAGCAGUUGAAGAAGGGAGCUAACGAGGCUACCAAGACUCUCAACCGAGGAAUCUGCGAGUUCAUCAUCAUGACCGCCGAUGUCGAGCCCAUUGAGAUCGUGCUUCAUCUCCCUCUGCUCUGCGAGGACAAGAAUGUACCCUACGUCUUUGUCCCCUCAAAGACGGCUCUGGGUCGUGCUUGUGGAGUCUCUCGACCAGUGGUCGCAGCUAGCGUCACGACGAAUGAGGCGAGGGAACUGCAGAGCCAGAUUCAGACGAUCAAGAAUGCCAUCGAGAGGCUGUUGAUCUGAGCUCAGUCGGGCCGCUGGACUGGAGGUGGGAGAUGGAUGGGAGUGAUGUGGGGUGGGUCAGGAAUGGGAAUGAAGGGGAUGGGCUGACCAGGAGUGAUUCAAUGCAUGGACAAGAGCAAUGUCUUGAUCAUCAACGAAUCAACGAACCAUGGUGAAGCGCUACCCAGCCGCCUUGAAGGCGCCUUUGCUGGACCUCCUACAAGGCCGGCCUUGGUGGUGGUGUUGAGCCGGACGCAAUCUGUCUCAACACCAUGCCCCUCCUCCUCUACCUCUCUUGUCCCCUCGUUCCCAUGUCAUCCUUCUUGACGCUGGUCACCUCAAUUGUAACAACACAUGUCUCCUUUUAUCCGCUUGCGUCAUUGCAGUCGUCGAUGAGGAGCUCGGGAGAUGC